GUUAGUUCACAGUUAUAAUUCGACUCUCGAAAACAGUCGCAGGAUCCCAAGACCCUCCUCUACAACCGCUUUUGAGUGUCUUACCCCACCGCACCGCACCGCAUCGGACCCCAACCCCCAACCCCAUUAUCUUCAAAGACAGAGAGACAGACACAGCAUGGACAUGAGAAUGGAGCUGGAGAGCUAUGUGCAGUCGUCGCCAAACACCAAUCGAUUCGUUGUCGAGGAUUCGAUCACUAAGGUCACGUCGGAUGGAGAGCCGCACGGCAUGAUGACCAUGGUGGCGGGUCUGUCCGGCCUACUGGCAGCCAUUAUCAUUCUGGCCGUGCUCGCCUCCAUGGUGGCCUGUCGCAAGCAGAAGAGCACCACCAGCAAUAAAAGCAGCCCAAGCAGCAGGAGGCUGAGCAAGAAAUCGAUGAACUUGGCCAUGACCAUUGUCGAGGAAGAGCAGCCGCAGCUGGCGGGCAAUCUCAAUGCAGCCUUCGUCGAGAGCACCCUGACCCUCCAGGGCCAGGAAAAAGACAAGGAGAAGGACAGCCAGUGGUCCACCACGCCUACGUCCGUUGUGGUGCAGCGGUACUAAAUGCAGAUGCGGUCUGGAUUGCCGUGUGACGACGUGAUGUAAUGUGAACGCUUGAGACUGAGGCGGCGGUGGCCCCACCGCCACCACAUAGAUUUAUGCAUACCAUUCAUAUUAUUAUUAUUAUAUUUUUUCGUAGUGGUUUGUUUAAUUAAAUGUAUUGUAGAGUAUCUAACGAC
Drosophila persimilis is the source of this 759-nucleotide messenger RNA. RefSeq lists its product as uncharacterized. The coding region runs from base 158 to 583 and encodes 141 amino acids. The record is from RefSeq and is a predicted model, not a curated record. The transcript has 4 exons. Lineage: Eukaryota; Metazoa; Arthropoda; Insecta; Diptera; Drosophilidae.